Messenger RNA from Meleagris gallopavo (turkey), 5894 nucleotides. RefSeq names its product X-linked inhibitor of apoptosis (gene XIAP). The record is from RefSeq and is a predicted model, not a curated record. Gene Ontology annotation, biological process: regulation of cell cycle; positive regulation of canonical Wnt signaling pathway; negative regulation of apoptotic process. Gene Ontology annotation, molecular function: ubiquitin protein ligase activity; cysteine-type endopeptidase inhibitor activity involved in apoptotic process. NCBI's taxonomy places the organism in Eukaryota, Metazoa, Chordata, Aves, Galliformes, Phasianidae. Gene Ontology annotation, cellular component: cytoplasm; nucleus.
AACUCUGUAUUCCUGCAGUGAUACAAUUUAUAAUCAGUGAUGGAUACUUUUUUUCCUUUUUUUUUUUAACUCAGUUGCUUGGGAAUCGACCCCAGUCGCUCCUAAUUUUGGGUUUUAGGAGGGUUGGAACUGUACAACUUGCUUCUUUGCUUAUUGAAUUUGUUUUGUUGUAGCUCAGGUGUGUGUGUCUGCUCUGGUCAGAGCUGUUAGGGUAGGUGCUCUGUAAGGGACUGCAGCUUGUCUAAUUCAACUUGGAGGCAACUAAUGGUCAUCCUAUUAAAUUACCUUAGCUUUAAAAGAAAACAAACCAGUCCCCUGAAGUACUGGUAGGCUUUCAUGGAUGAAAGUGUUUCAAUUUGGAGUGUUGUAUUAAGUACGGAUUCUGAGCUCUUCACUAUCAAAACCAAUGGUUCUGCAAGCUCAGCCGCAAUUUUCUUACGCAAACCUUGAAGUUAAAUCGAAUUCCCAUUAAUACAGAAGUGUAUGAGCUAAAAGUUCUGAAGUUAAACCAUGAAAACAAUAUGGAAUGCAAAUUUUGGAUCCCUUAAAUUAUACUUCUUAAAUAUAUGUAGAAUAUAAAAAUGAAUAAUCUUGUGAAAAAUACAUUUUUGCUUUCCCUUUAUGUAAUUCUUUUGUGGUGCUAUGGAAUUAGAAAUAUGUAAGAGGCCUUUUAUAAGAGAGAGACCAGUAAAAUAUUUAAGAACAUUCAGUUAUUGGUAAGGAAUAUGGAAACAGCAUGGGAAAAACUGAUAGGCUGAUUUUCCAAAAUGUGCAAAAAAAAAAAAAUAAAAAUCCACUUAUGUUGAAUUUGUUAUUUCCAUACAGUUCAUCUGGAAGGAAUACUUACAGAAUCUCCUUAAGCUUAAAUGGUGCAAUUCCAAGAAUCUGUAAUUAAAAAUGGUAGUUAAAUUGCAGACAAUUUUCUGUAUGGCUACAAGAGCACAGUGCCUCUCUUGAACAAUAUUUUGUUAUAUUUCCAUUUAUGCUACAUAUAGCUUAAUAACAGUCACCCUACUAGAACUGCUGGAGAAAUUUGUCAAGAUUGCUUUUUCCUGUUUGUGUGUUUUGUACUGGGGGGGGUUAUGUGAAGGUAGGUGCUGUUGGAGUUCUCUGCCUUUGCCUUUAGACUCUUUCCACCUUGUUCUCAAUAUGCUUGAGGUUUGGAUUUGGUGGGAAGUUUUUGACUUUUUUUUUUUUUCCAUUCUCCUCUACCUUAUUUUUAGAUACUGUCAUCUGUAGGCAAUUCAUUUCAGUGGCAGCAACUGUCAGAUCUAAACUUCUGCUUUGGAUAGGUUUUCUUGUGUCCAAAUUGAAAAGGCCAACCUCUCUCUUGCACUUUACUGUGCAUGAAGCACUUGCAAGGAGCUUCGUUCCUUCCUUUUCCCCAGUGGGAAGCUAAGCUAAAUAGGGCUGGUCUGAAAACCCUAGAUAUCAGCUGAUGCACUCAGAUGAGAUUUGGUGCCAAAGCAAAGGGUGUUGUGUACGUACCUUCCCUCUUCAAACAAGCAAACCUUUCCAAGCAAAAUGGCUAGUUUUUUGGUUUUUUUAAUCACAACUAUAUGUAGAUAUGAAUGUGCUCAAAUUUGUAAAUACUUUUAAAGCCUCUUUCCUUAUUCGUCUCUGUAAGUACAGCUCAGUGAGUAGCUCCUUCUUUGAUCGAAUUGCAGCUGAGCAGGCACAAAGUGACAUAUGCAUGGUCUGUGGUAUGUGUGAUCAGCUGCUACGGCGUGUCCUGCUUGAUAUUUACUUGGUGCACUGCUCUCACAUUUCAGAAUUGGGUCGACAAUAAACACUAACAUUGCUCUCAUAGCGAGCGUGUCAAGCAGUACGAGUUCUGUGUUGAGUGCAUGCUGUGGCCAGGAACGCGAGGCUGUGCCACGGUCCGUCUGGUUUGAAGGUUGCUACCAUGCUUGGCCUUUGGAAAGAGACAAGAAUUAAAAAUAACUCCUUAUAAUGUCAAUCUGUUUUAGGGCUGAGGAUGGAAAUAAUAAUGUGUGAUAACGUGCUUCAGAGAGAAAAGCAGAUCGGUUGUUUUUCCUUUGAAGCAUUCCAGUCCGAGGGAAUCUGAAGGAAGCACCCUACGAAGAGAUGACGUGUAAUGGCCCAGAUAGCUCCGAACCUGGUGCCACUCCAGCCACUGAUGGCAACCAGGAGUGGACCCAGGAACACGACCGACUAGGAACCUUUGUGGAGUUUCCCCCUGAUUGUCCAGUUCCAGCAUCAGCACUUGCUCGAGCUGGCUUUGUUUAUACUGGAGAAGGUGAUAAAGUCAAGUGCUUCAGUUGCCACGCGACUGUUGAAGGAUGGCAGCCUGGGGAUUCUGCAGUUGACAGACACAAAAACCUUUCCCCAGAUUGCAGAUUUAUUUCUGAGUCUGCUUUUUUGGAAAAUAAUGUACAUCCUCUUGUGCAGAGCCACCGGCAUAGAACUGAAAAUGGCUCCAACAGUUUAGCCCUCUCAACUGCUCUGGAGGACUUGUCUGAUGUGGAGGCAGAUUACCUGUUGAGAACCAGGCAGGUUGUGGACAUGUCUGAUACUCUGUAUCCUAAAAACCCCGCUAUGUGCAGUGAAGAAGCCAGGCUGAAGUCCUUUCACAACUGGCCUCCCUAUGGCCUAUUGACUCCAAAGGAAUUAGCUAGUGCAGGACUCUACUAUACAGGUGUUGGUGAUCAGGUCGCGUGUUUUUGUUGUGGUGGGAAACUGAAAAACUGGGAGCCUGGUGAUCGAGCUUGGUCUGAGCACAAGAGGCAUUUCCCCAAAUGCUUUUUUGUCCUGGGUCGGGACGUUGGAAAUGUUUCAAGUGAAUCUAUUUGUGCUGAGCUUGGGAGAAGCUGUCUAAACAACGAGCAGCAUCCAAGGAAUCCAUCCAUGGUAGAAUAUGAAAGGAGGAUACAAACAUUUCUCACUUGGAUAUACCCUGUUAACAAGGAACAUCUUGCUGAAGCAGGGUUCUACAGCACAGGUAAUGGCGAUCACGUUGUGUGCUUCCACUGCGGUGGAGGAUUGCAAGAGUGGAAGGAAAAUGAAGACCCGUGGGAUCAACACGCCAAGUGGUUUCCUGGGUGCAAGUUCUUGAGAGAGGAAAAGGGACUAGAAUUUAUAAAUAAUGUUCACUUAAGAGAUGGAUGUAGGGAUUCAACAAUGGAAGCUGCUGAAGUUACAAUACUUCCUAAAGAUGACCUCUUACAGAAUCAGUUGGUACAGAAUGCCAUUCACAUGGGUUUCAGUUUGUCUGAGAUUAGGAGCAUUAUGGAAAAGAAGUUGCACAUGUCUGGAGAAAGCUAUACAUCUGUUGAGGAUCUGGUAGCAGACUUAAUAAGUGCUCAGAAAGAAAAUGUAAAGGGAGAACCACCAAAAGAAAGCCCACUUGAGCAAGAUCUCAGUAUUGAAGAGAAGUUAAGACGCUUACAAGAAGAAAAGCUCUGUAAAAUCUGUAUGGCUAAAGACAUAUCAGUAGUCCUCAUUCCCUGUGGUCACCUGGUUGCUUGUAAGGAAUGUGCUGAAGCAGUUAAUAAAUGUCCUCUGUGUUGUACAAAUAUUAUCAAAAGACAGAAAAUUUUUAUGUAUUAAUGGAAUGUACAGUACUGUGGAUGUAAGUGCUCCCUGCUUUAUUUCUUUAAACAUGUGUAAUGUGACAACAGAAGGUUGGGUGUUCCCCAGUCUAGCACACACUUAUGGUGCAUCUCACUUUGGAGAUAAUGUAAACAGUAAAGCUUUAAUCAACACCCUGAAAAAGGAGUUGACUGUCAGAAGCUGCUAGAUUUUUGUUUAGAGCACUGCCUCCUUAGUGCUCUCCUUGCUUUUUGUGCUUUUACUUUGAAGUUGUGAUUUAAAAUAACCGUUAUUGUAUUUUCAGAUCUGUUUGUGUUCACUCUUGUACUAAUCUUCUGUGAAUACAGGAGUUAAAUACACGGACAGUCUUUCAGGAAAUGGUGUAGGAAACUGGGUGUUUUGACUGAGUAGCACUGAUGCUGUGUUUUUUUCUCCCACCAACAAGUUUGAGAAAUCAGACAGUAUAUAAAUAGCAGAAAAAAAUCUACUUUUUAUAGACUGUGUUUCUACUAAUUACCAUUUGCUCCGCUCAUUUAUCAAAAAUAGACCUGCUUAAUUUUCUCUUCUAGUGGGACCAAGGGUAACAGCCUCAUCAGAGGAAAUAAAUUUAGGGUAAUUUUUAUGUUGUUAUUUUGAAUAUUCAGAUGUCCGAAUAGAUCUUCUGGGGUUAAAAUUCUUCCUGAUUCAUUGGAUGCUACAUUAAGGACCUCAUUUUAUGCAUCUUAUCCCCUACUAAUCUAGCGUUUCUAGUUUGAAAAACAUCAGCUAAAAUAUCUUUUUCUUUUAUUCUUGUAACUUGCCAAUCUGAAGAGCAAAAUAACAUCAGUAGGAGCAGCUUUGCUAUAGGUUCUGUCUUCUAGCUACGAUUGUCUGUGUGAUAUUGUGUAGGUCAGUAAUUAGAUGCCUUUACUGGCACUGAAGGAUGUCGUCUAUCUAUCUUGUCAUUCUUGUUUACACUUGUAAGCCUCUGUAACUGGUCUCAAAUAAUAAUUAACAGGCUAAACAAACAUGAGCAACACAGGAACUAGCUCUGAAUGGUGUUGGUUUUCUUCUCUUUUCUUCUUAGAUUGACAGGUUAGCAACACCCUUGAAAUUAAUGGACCCUUUUAAAACUGCUCUAAGCUUUAAAAAUACCAUAACUGCCUCUGGAUAUCUGUGACUAACGAAAGAUGGAAAUGGUAACUGAUGUUGAUCACGAAGUUAAUCAGAACACUCAUUCUUAACUUCAUUUCAUGUGCCACCUACAGACAUAAAAUGCAGACAAUCCUAGGAUGUAAUCACCUGGCUGUAUUUAAGUUUUUCUGCUGUCGAACUACACGUAUCUAAAUAUUCUUAAAAUUUUUCUUAAUUCAGUUUUUCUACAUCAAAUCCAGUACUGAAAGGCAAGUAUAUAACUUCUGGUAGCUUCACUUCAUAGACCUGGUUUGGCAAAGUCUAAGCAAUGCAGAGCUUUAUUUAUGUCAUCGUUCCUUUGUCUCACUGUGGAGAGACUCUGUAUAGCUGAAGUUUAUGCAAAUAGAGUUGUUUAAAAAAUCAGGCCCUCUAUAAAACUUGUACAUGCUCAUUUUUGAAAUUCUGACUCUUAUUCGGAUGUGUAUCAGCUCAGGUUCUAGCAUCUCAAAAACGCCGUGUGAUUGAAAAUGUUAGCUCUGUGGCUUCGGUUGUGACAUGAUUCAGAGAGUGUGUAAAGCUGCUGCUGAAAGAUGUUAGAUUGUUACUGCUACUUGGCCAGUUUUUCUGUUGUGAUCAAUAGUUCCUGUAUCCCUGUUCACUAUUUCUGUUGUUGCUGUAUAAAUAGGCCUCAGAAAACCGGUUUUAGCCUUCUGCUUUUCUCAGCUUGUAUACAAAUGUCAUUCCUUACAAGUGAACUCGACAGAAACGAAGGAUAUUCUGCAUACCUCGUGCCCUUCAUUAUCUAUUUUAAAACUUCUAUCUUAUUUUAAAACUUCCCCCAUACCUAUGAGACAUUCAAUGUUCGUUUGCCUCACCUUUCUAACGUUUAGCAUCAUCCUCACUUAAAACACUAGCAGAAAAAAUAGCUGACUUAUAGUAACACUAAUUAUGUGACUUCCUAUUUAUGUGGGCAUACUAAUUUGUUUCUGUUUAUACAGAAAUUUUAUCUUGGGUCCUACACACUGAGUAAUAUAUUUGAUUAAUGAUACUUUAUAAAGAAUAUAUAGUUUUUCACAUGAUGAAGGUUUUAAAUGCAAUAUACAGAAAUGUAAUGUCUCUAUUUUUUGUUAGAUAUUUGCUAUGAUUAUGUGAGAUUUCACAGAACUGACACAUUGUUCCAGUGCAAUUUUGUGUCUAUUUAAAUAAAGUGCAAUCCAGUUGUUCUCGGA